CCCAAAAUCUUCCACACAAUUACAUCAAACCACCAACUAGUAACCAAACAUUAAAAAAAAUCAAACCAAUGAAGCUCAUUUCAUCUCUCAUCUUCUUCCUCCUAAUCUCCAUACCACAUUCCUCUCCCACUCCAACCAAAUCAAGAAAAAGAACACAAAUCCACAAACCCUGCAAAACACUAACAUUCUACUUCCACGACAUCCUUUUCAACGGUCACAACUCCAAAAACGCCACGUCAGCAAUCGUAGGAACACCACCAUGGGGCAACACAACAACCUUAGCAAACCAAAACCACUUUGGUGACGUAGUUGUUUUCGAUGACCCAAUAACAUUGGACAACAAUUUACACUCUCACCCAGUUGGUCGUGCUCAAGGAUUUUACAUUUACGAUAGGAAAGAAAUCUUCACUUCUUGGUUUGCUUUUUCGUUUGUCUUUAACUCCACGAUCCAUAAGGGUACCAUAAAUUUUGCUGGUGCUGACCCUUUGAUGAAUAAGACUAGGGACAUUUCGGUAAUUGGUGGGACUGGUGAUUUUUUCAUGACUAGGGGUGUGGCUACUCUUUCAACAGAUGCUUUUGAAGGUGAAGUUUAUUUUAGGCUUCGUGUGGAAAUUAAUCUGUAUGAAUGUUGGUAAUUAAUUAAGCUACUUCAAUGGUUGAAGCUGGUUAUUACUAACUUAGAUUCUCUGUGUUUUUCUUUUGUCAUUUAUAUUUGUUUUUUUUUUCCUAAUGUGAAAUUGUAUAAUGCUUUGCAUUAACACUGUGUGAAGUUUUGUUUCAUGAGUAGUUAAAUUCUUGUAUUUUUUUAUGUCAUUUCAUUCUUUUUAAUGGAAAUUUGGAAUUCCGUUCA
Lathyrus oleraceus (garden pea) is the source of this 850-nucleotide messenger RNA. RefSeq names its product disease resistance response protein 206-like. The record is from RefSeq and is a predicted model, not a curated record. Bases 69 to 635 code for a protein of 188 amino acids. The transcript has a single exon. NCBI's taxonomy places the organism in Eukaryota, Viridiplantae, Streptophyta, Magnoliopsida, Fabales, Fabaceae.